UUUUUUGGUUUCAAUUACGGUAAACUCUUUGGAUUAUAGCCAAGUUCUCUGCGAGUUCAAAAGUACAAAGCUCUUUAGGAGGAUUGGUCUUUUUAAAUAUUUUUUCAGAGGUUAAAAAUUAAGUUUGAAAAAACUAUCCAGAGCAGAGAAGCGUUCACAGUAGAUUGAGACCCUGAAUGUCUCCAACAUGAAGCUUGCUCAGGUUAUUCUGUUACUUUCGUGCGUCUACUUAAGUUUGUGCAUGGAUGAAGACCAAAAACCACUACAAUGGGAAGGGAUAAAGAAACCAGAGGUAACUUUGACAUCAGAAACAUCUCAAGAGGAUCUGGUGGACCAAAAGUGCUUAACUGAAAAACACACACAUCUCUCCUGCCAUAAAGUCUUCUGCCAACCAUGGCAGAGAUGCAUCGAAGGAAAAUGCAUCUGUAAACUCCCUUAUCAUUGCCCAAAGAAUGGUACCACGGUGUGUUCCACUAAUGGGAAAAGCUUCCCCACUUAUUGUCAGCUAAAGAGUUUCGAAUGUCUUCGUCCAGAGGCAAAGUUUUUAAAUAGUGGAGCAUGUACAGCUACAGGGCAAUUUAAUAUUUCCUUGAAGUACGGCAGUAGAGAUUCAGAGGGAAUUGUUGAAGUAAAACUCGUAGACCAAGAUAAGAAAAUGUUCGUAUGUAAUAACAGCUGGGGCAUAACGCAGGCCAAUGUGGCCUGCCUCAACCUUGGAUUUCAACAAGGAGCCCUUGAUACUCAAGGAAGCUUUCAUCUUCCUGAAGAUCUCCAUAUAAAUUCCACUGAAUGUCUGCAAGUGCACUGUCGAGGAUUCGAGUCCAGUUUGGCGGAAUGUACCUUUACUAAGAAAAAAAUCAAAAGUCACCAGGGCUUAGCGGGUGUGGUGUGUUACACACAGGAUGCAGUUUCUCCAACAAGUGACUCCUUUCAGUGUGUGAAUGGGAAACUCAUUCCUAAGAAGAAGACCUGUAAUGGUGUCAAUGACUGUGGAGACCAAAGUGAUGAGCUGUGCUGUAAAGGGUGCCAAGGCAGAAGUUUCCUUUGUAAAUCGGGUGUUUGUAUCCUAAACAAGCACAAGUGCAACGGUGAGGUGGACUGCAUCACAGGCGAAGAUGAAGUUGGUUGUGAAGGAGCUUACCGUCCUAAACUUAAAGGCUUACGUGGAGCUCAAGAAAGUACAGAAAAUCGGACUGCUAAUAUGGAUGCAGAAAGAAAACGGAUAAAAUCAUUGUUCCCUCAACUAGCCUGUGGAGUCAAAAACAAGGUGCCCAGUCGAAGGAAGCGAGUCAUAGGAGGAAAGGCAGCACAAGUGGGAGACUUCCCAUGGCAGGUGGCAAUUAGGGAAGAUGAGAAAUUCAGCUGUGGAGGAAUUUAUAUUGGUGGCUGUUGGGUCCUGACUGCUGCACAUUGUGUCAGAGUCAGUAAAAUUCACCGUUACCAAAUAUGGAUAUCAUUAAUAGACUGGAUAAACCCUAACUCUGAGAUAAAGGUUCAUACGGCCAAUAGAAUUAUUAUCCACGAAAACUACAAUGGAGGCAACUUCCAAAAUGACAUAGCUUUGAUUGAAUUGAAAAAACUCAAAACCCAAACAAAUUGUGUGCUGCCUACUACUGUUCCUGCCUGUGUCCCCUGGUCUCCAUAUUUAUUCCACCCUGGUGAUAAAUGCAUCGUUUCUGGCUUGGGUCGAGAAAGAGAUAACCAGAAAGCCUUUUCACUUAAAUGGGGUGAAGUUCACCUAAUAGGUAACUGCUCUAAGUUUUACCCAGGGCGGUUCUUUGAGAAAGAAAUGGAGUGUGCAGGUACAAGUGACGGUUCCAUCGAUGCCUGUAAAGGGGACUCUGGAGGCCCCUUAGUCUGUCAAGAUGUCAAAAACGUGACUUAUAUUUGGGGUAUUGUGAGUUGGGGUGAGAACUGUGGAAAACCAGAUUCUCCAGGUGUUUACACCAAAGUGGCCAAUUAUUUUGACUGGAUUAGCCAACAUGUGGGAAGGUCUCUUAUUUCUCAGUACAAUGUAUAAAACUGGGAUAUAAAACUGUGAUCUCUCUUCUUUCUACUCUUUGCCUCUCAGGAGUUCCAUUUUAAUUGAAAUGAUGCUGCAUAAUUAGUACUUCUCUGGGGGGGAGAGGGAAAGCAAAUUUUAUUGGAUAUUUUUAAAGGUCUCUACAAAGUUUAUGCCAUAUUGGAAUUUUACUGUAUAAUUCUCAAAUAAAUAUUUUAUUCCAGCAUG
Messenger RNA from Miniopterus natalensis, 2230 nucleotides. The record is from RefSeq and is a predicted model, not a curated record. NCBI's taxonomy places the organism in Eukaryota, Metazoa, Chordata, Mammalia, Chiroptera, Miniopteridae.